AUGCUGAUCGUCUACACUAUACCCUCAGUAUCUACUGAUGGUAAGUUCAAGUAAAUCUAUAUAUGAUAUUUAAUGUCACAAGCUGCGUAGUGUGUAUAUAAAUAUAUAUAAUAUUGAUAGUUUGUAUGUGUGUCUGGUUAGUUCCAAUCAUGCAGAGAUGGUGUCUUUAGUGUAUAUAUCCGAUAUUUAAAACUUCCAAACAGAUAUUUAUAAAAAAAUAAUAUGUAUGUCCACACCAAAGAGAUGUUCUUUAAUAAAAAAUAUCACUUAAUAUGCAAUUUAUGUCCCUUUUCCCAUCUAAUAGGCAUUGUUAAGUUGCAGUCACUAAUGUAUCUUAAAUUUUAAUAAUUUGGCACCAGCAUCUAAUAGCAUCUGAAAAGAUUUACGUUUUAACUUCUGCCAUUUGCUAAUUACUAAUGGCUAAACAUUGCAUUUUGGAACAUGAAAAUGAUCAUUAACGUUGGCAACCAAAAUCUUUGCAAUGAGUUCCAAGCAAGUAAACCUGUUAAAAAAAAAAAUAAAAAAAAAAUUUGCAAUUACGAUAGGAAUACUAUAGCGUUAGAAAUAGAAACAUGUUUUCCUAAUACUAUAGUGUCCUCCUCCCUAUUUAGAUUCAGGGUUCCCCCCGAAAUGAAAUUAGAAAAAAAAGAAAAAAAUAGUAUUAUUUUUAAUGCCAAGAAUCACUUGAUGCGAUUGCUUACUCCACCUCCAGUUAUGUCAUCUUACAUACAUCACGUUCUUGGUUUCUCAUCCAAUGCAAUGCUUCUCUCAGAGAAGCAUUGUGUAUGUGCUUGCCAGUUAAUCCUAUGAUCAGCAUUGGAUAACGUUCAUCGUCGACUGUCACAUAAUCGAGUCAAACACGGUCGUUGCCAUGGCAGCACCGUUUAUUGGUUGUCAGCAAGAUAGUCUGUAGAGGUGUGCUUAGCCUUGCCAUCAAUUCAUUGUUGUAUCCAGUGAACAACAAUGGUUUAGAUGUCAAAACUAAAAUGACAAACGGUCUGCACCCACACCACUUCAUUGCGAUUAAAUAGCAUGAGUACCAUUAGUGUCCAUUUAACAAUUAACAUGCCAAGAAGCCCUCGGCACUAUUUUGUGAGCAUGCAAGUGCAAAAACAUGUUCAACAAGCUACAAAAAACAAGAAAGACUCAGUCCCGUGUUCAAUACAACACACUUAGAGUCUCACAAACUAAAAUAUCCUGGUUUUCAUGGUUAUUAUUUCAAUAAACCAUACCCUGCAAUCAUGGCCAGAUUUACCAUUAGAUGAGUAGGCACCUGCCUACAGGUGCAUGUUUGAUAGGAGUGCCACGGGUGCAUACUCUGCCUGUUAAUAUCCCCUAUCAGUAUGCGUGAUUGCUGAAUUAAAGGGACACUGUAGGCACCCAGACCACUUCAGCUCAUUGAAGUGGUCUGGGUGCAGUGUCCCUGUCAGUUUACCCUGCAAUUGUAAUUAUUGCAGUUAUAAUAUGCAAUAAUUACCUUGGAUGGUUAACUUCACCUCUAGUGGCUGUCUACCAGACAGUCAGCAGAGCAGCCUCCGGGUCAAUAGGCAUCAGCUAAAACCCCAUCAGAAAGCAUUGAAUCAAUGCUUUCCUUUCGGUUGUCCUGAUGUGCUUGCAACACAGAACAUUGGCACUGGAUUCCGGUAAGUGAAUUAAGGGUUUUUAACCCGUUGAGUAUUUUGGUUGAGGGGGGAGAAGGGGCGGAAGUGAGGAACGCACUGUAUAGAGCUAAAGUGCUAGGAAUGCAAUUUUGUGUUGCCAAAAGAAAAGAAAAAGCCAAAAGGUUUGUUGCCUGAUAUCGAAACAAACUAAAUUCUCCUUACUGAUUUAAGAAUUCACAUCACCUGUAAUCUGACAGGAGUUCAGAGUAUUGAAAUCUAAAUCAUGUUUUUAUUUAUUUUGUUUUAGAUCAAAACAAAUGUUACUGUUCGAUACCGGUUUAUGGUGACAAUUUGGAAAUCAGAGAAGCAGAUGUGAGAUACAGCCAUAAAGUUGACCAUAAAGAAUGUCCAAAUCUCAGAUCUAUUGGUUCGAAUUGUAAUGGAUGCUUUCAUGAGAGUAAAACAUUAUGUGUGUAUUGCCGGGAAAAGAAUGAUGGAGAAUGCCCAAUAAUCUUUGCAGAACAAGGCAGUGGGAGAGUUGUUCCUGAAAGGCAUCAUCUGAACCAUGCAAGUAAGGAUCUUUCCUACAACAGGGGCCUGAUUUGCCAGGAAUCAGUGCAGGAGCAUAUAGGUGUUUCUAAUUUUGUUUAAAUUUGAUACAUGGUGACUGUAUUUUCUGACUGUAAUUUUUUUCAUGUACAGAUGGACAAAAUGAAUAUUGCGCUUCUAGGCUCCAAUUUGAAUCCUCCGAAUCACAGAGCGGGCAAGGUAAAAAUUCACAUUUAAGUAAGUAGGACCACCUACAGACAGGGCCAGCCUUAGACUUAGGACAUGUGUGGAAUACUUAGAAGACAUGCCCACCUUGCUCAUCAUCACUCUAUUUUUUAUAUAUUGUUUGUUUAUACAGAUAAUUAAUUAAAAACAAGUAAAAAUAAAUAAAAGAAUACUCCCUUGGGCAAAUUCUUACCAAUCCAGGAAUUGACUGAAACACAUUUACCAACCCUUGUCCUUUUAUUACUUCCAAAGGGACGGGUAAACAAAUCCCAUAAACCUAUAUUCUCCUUCAUAUCGUGUUGUGCAUUUCUCUCUCUCUUCCUUCUCCCAAUCUUCCAGCCCUGCCAAAAACUGACACAUAAAUCGAGCUCUUUCCAAACCUCUGCAGCCCCUAACCCCCUGUUACAGCCCCUGACCUAGCUUUUUAAUCCCUCAAACCCCCAACUCCCUACAGCCCCUAUCCCCCUGCUAGAGCCCUUAAAACCCACUCCACUACAGCCCCUAACCCCCAACACUCCCACCUCCCACUGAAACUCUUACUCCACCCACCCGCAGGCCCUACCCUUUAAUUAUAGCCCUUAUCCACCCACUAAGGUCUAGUGGGGAGUAGGGGCUGAUGUGUGGGGACAGGAGCUGCCCCUAAUCCACAAUGUGACACUUCCCCUACAGAUACUAAUCUUCCACAAUAGCAUCUAUCAUCCCACUAAGGGAGGAUAGAGGGGGUGGGGUUAGACGCUGUAGGGGGGGUUAGUGGCUAUACCGGGAGGGCACCAGCACACCCCUGGCACACUACACAGGGCUCCACAUCACUAAAUAUUUUAUUUUGUUAUUUGGAGCUCACUGUUUUAUUUUUGCCACGUAAUCUAUUCCUCUAUCUAUUCCUCCCCUCCUAUCUAGCCACUAAUCCUUAUGCUCUUCCUCUCACUCCCACUCAUGCCUUGCUCGCUCACCCAUCUCCCUUCUCUCUUCAGAUCAUUCCUCCAAUCAUUUCAACCCAUCCCUCCCCUACACUCAUCACGUCUUCUCGCCACAUACUCCUACCACUGCCACUCAACCAUCACUUCCUCUCGCCACAAACUCCUACCACUGCCACUCAACCAUCACUUCCUCUCGCCACAUACUCAUACCACUGCCUCUCAAGCAUCACUUACUCUCGCCACAUACUCCUACCACUGCCACUCAACCAUCACUUCCUCUCGUCACAUACUCAUACCACUGCCACUCAACCAUCACUUCCUCUCGCCACAUACUCAUACCACUGGCUCUCAAGCAUCACUUCCUCUCGCCACAAACUCCUACCACUGCCACUCAGCCAUCACUUCCUCUCGCCACAUACUCAUACCACUGCCUCUCAAGCAUCACUUACUCUCACCACAUACUCCUACCACUGCCACUCAACCAUCACUUCCUCUCAUCACAUACUCCUACCACUGCCACUCAACCAUCACUUCCUCUCGCCACAUACACCUACCACUGCCACUCAACCAUCACUUCUUCUCGCCACAUACUCCUAUCACUGCCACUCAACCAUCACUUCCUUUCGCCACAUACUCCUGCCACUGAAGCAUCACUUCCUCUCGUCACAUACUCCUACCACUGCCAUUCAACCAUCACUUCCUCUCGCCAUAUGCUCCUAUCACGGCCACUCAACCAUCACUUCCUCUUUCCUUCUCUCCCCAUCCUCUGAUCCCUACCACCUUACUCAACCUGCUGUCACUCAAACUCAUCCCUUCUUCUCUGCAACCUUCAAUCAUUCCCUCCAUGUCCACUUCUAUCACACCCACAUAUUUACCUAUUCUUAUCACUCCCAUUCCAACUUCCAUUCUCACUUACUGCCUACAUGCACUAGCCCUCCCAGCUACCCAUACAUGUGUAGCUGAGUAGCUAUGUGUGAGUACAUACGAGUAAUAUGUUUAGGUAGCUUUUAGGGAUGUGUGUGGCUGUGAUGGGAAUGGGAGUGAUAAGAAAACCUACAACCACACAGGUACAAAUACAACACUUACAGCCAUCCCACACCUAUGCAAAACAAAGUAACCCCUGGCACACAGCCUGCUAAAAAUUAUUCCUGCGUGCACACCUUACUGAAAUAUUCUGCUCAGCCUGUGGUUACCAUUAUUUAUAGGUGAUUUUAAAAGUUUUAUUCCAUGGUGAAGAGAAGUAAGGCACAUUUUUUUAAAGGAACAAUUUGAGCACCAUAACAACUUAAUUGAAAUUUAGUUGUUAUGGUGUCAUGAUGCCUUUGGCGCUGUCUCAGUCCCUGGCGCUGAAUCUCCCUGCUUUUCUGCCCUUCUAAAUAAAACAAAACUCUUGCGGAAUCAAGAAGCCGUGCCGCUGAUUGGCUGAGAGAGGUCAACUGACGAUGUUAGCCAAUCAUUUAAUCCCAAUUCAUAAAAUUGUCUUGAAAGAAAUAUACCUUGUUCAGGCCAGUUUCAUGAAUGGGGAUUCACUGAUUGGCAUGGAGCGUCAGCUGACCUCUCUCGGCCAAUCAGCGGUGCCACCGCCGGAUUGUGCAAGUGCUUUCCGAGUUAGAGAUUUUUUUUAAAACAGAAGGUCAGACACAGAGAUUCUGUGCUGGAACUUUGGUGUUAAAACAGUCAAGAAGGUUAAACCUCUUAAGGUGAGACAGUGCCAAGGACCUUCUGACACUUUAACAACUACAUUUAAUAAAGUUGUUAUGGUGCUUUAUUGAUUCCUUUAAUGUAAUUUUUUUAAAAAAGAUAUAUUUCUAAAAUAAAAUAACCCCCCCCCCCAAAAAAAAAAAAAAAUGAUUACAUUGAUUUCUCUCUCAAUUUAGAGAAUAAGAACUCUGGAUCAAAAUACUCUGCUGGGUCAAAAGAGCAAUCAGCCUCAUUUUUGCUGGUGAUGGCGAUAACUGUGGUAACUGUUUUAUGGAUUCACUGGUAAGGAAUCUGUUACUUGUAUCGUUCACUUCAAAUAUAGUCAAGAGUAGUACUACAAUGGCCAUUUGAGAACUAGUGAGUAGAGUUGAGCAGACACCUGGAUGUUCGGGUACGCCAGAUUCGGCCGAACUUCGGCAAAAAGUUUGAGUUCGGGACUUGAACUUGACCUGAACUUGACCCCGAACCCCAUUGAAGUCAAUGGGGACCCGAACUUUGGGCAUUAAAAUGGCUCUAAAAAAGUCCUGGAAAGGGCUAGAGGGCUGCAACAGGAAGUAAAAUGUAUUGCCUAAGUACUAAUAUACUUACCCAGUGGAAGAAGAAUGUUACACUGUAUACAAUUUUAAAUAAAAAGUAUUCAAACAUAGCCAGGAUUCAGCUGUAAGCAUUUGCAACACUUACAACAAUCAAGUAACACACAUUCAUAUAAAAUGUAAGUUACUUAGCCAGUCAAUGUAAUGACAGGAAUGAAUAAGUAGAUAACUCCCUAAUUCCCACGGUAUUAGAGAGCUAUCUACGAAAAGGCUGAAAGACCUGAAUUGGUCUUUCAGCCAAAUUUACUAAUACUAAGUAAAGAUUACUUAGUAUUAGUAAAUUAUGCCCCUACUCACUAUACCGCAAGUAGGGACAUAUCUAUGAAACAGUGAGCAGCCUAUGGCUACUCACUGCUAAGAAAGAAAGUUUUCCCCCUCCUGAGCCCCUACCCCUGAACGGCGGGUGGGUCGUCCCCCCCCCGGCCCCCACCCCCGAGCGGCAGGUGUGGGCCCUAAAGUAAAAUAAUGGGGGGGGACCUAUUGUCGCCCCCCCCCGAGCGGUGGGUGAGGGCUCUAAAUAGCAAUUAGGGGGGGGCCUAAUGUCUUCCUCCCUGGGGGCCCUAAAUUAGAAUAGGGGGGCAACCUAAUGUCCUCCCCCCUGACCCCCACCCCUGAGCAGUGGGUGGGGGCCCUAAAUAAAAAUUGGGGGGGGAACCUAAUGUCCUCCUCCAUGGCCCCCACCCCUGAGCGGUGGGUGGGGGCCCUAAAUUAGAAUAAGGGGGGACCUAAUGUCCUAAUGUGGGCCCUAAAGUAAAAUAAUGGGGGGGGGACCUAUUGUCGCCCCCCCCCGAGCGGUGGGUGAGGGCUCUAAAUAGCAAUUAGGGGGGGCCUAAUGUCUUCCUCCCUGGGGGCCCUAAAUUAGAAUAGGGGGCGACCUAAUGUCCUCCCCCCUGACCCCCACCCCUGAGCAGUGGGUGGGGGCCCUAAAUAAAAAUUGGGGGGGAGCUAAAGUCCUCCCCCUGGCCCCCACCCCUGAGUGGUGGGUGGGGGCCCUAAAUUAAAAAAAAUAACCCUUCCUCCCCCAGGUGACUAGGGGUCCCCAAACCCUUAGUCACCCCCCUCCCCCCAAAAAAUAACCCCUACCUACCCCCCUCACCCUAAAAAUAAUGAGGGGAACCAUUAGCUAAGUACCUUUAAAAAAAUAAAAAUAAAAAAUUAAAUAAAACUUACCAUUUGAUGUUUUCUUUCUUCUAAAAUCUUCUUUUUUCUGCCCCCCAAAAAGGCUAAAUAAAAAUCCAUAAUAACCGACGCACUUUAAAAAAAAUAAAAAAAAAAUAAAAAAUCCAUCUUCACCCACGGAGGGCUCCGCGCAGACUGAGCUCUGCAGGGCGGGGGAAGGCUUAUAAAGCUUUGCCCCGCCCUGCAAUUAGGCUCAGAGCACUCUGGUGGGUUUAAGCCAACCAAUCAGAGUGCUCUGACAGGUAAAUGAAGAGACUGACAGGUAAUUCUCUACAUUUACAUGUCACAGCACUCUGAUUGGUUGGCUUGACAUCCACCAAUCAGAGUACUCUGUCAUUUUAUACAGCGUGGGAAAGUUCUUUGGAAUUUUCCCACGCUGUGUAAUUUGACUCAUAACACUCUGAUUGGUUACAGAGUUUUAUUUAGGGCCCUCACCCACCGCUCAGGGGUGGGGCCAGGGGGAGGACAUUAGGUCCCCACCCAAUUUUUAUUUAGGGCCCCCACCCACCGCUCAGGGGUGGGGGCCAGGGGGGAGGACAUUAGGUCCCCCCCUUAUUCUAAUUUAGGGCCCCCACCCACCACUCAGGGGUGGGGCCAGGGUGGAGGACAAUAGGUUCCCCCCCAUUAUUUUAUUUUAGGGCCCCCCAUCCGCCACUCGGGGGUGGGGGCCGGGGGAGAGGACAAAAAAUAUUUUUAACAGUGUUUAAUAGACAUUCCCCUACUAGCUUAUAUAGAGGCUGGGUCACAUGCUGCACUGGCCAAUCACAGCCAUGCCAUUAGUAGGCAUGGCUGUGAUGUCUUCUAAGGGCACGCGAGUUAAAUGCUUGUUGAUUGGCUGCCCUGCAGCUUUUCAAAACGCGCCAUUAAAUCACCAAACUCGAACCUGAACUGUUACUGAAAUGUCCAGGCUCGGGUUUGGGUUAAAAAAAUCGUAAUGUUCGCUCAACUCUACUAGUGAUGCUUGCCAAUAAACAGCUAUGUGGCGAGUCUCCAUUUUCUGCUUCUAGCAUUUAGUCAUUCUCUGUUGGAAUUCGUCAUGGAAAACUAUACUGUAGUGGACUGAAAAUUGAAUACCAUAAUUUAGUCUAGCAUAGGCCAAGCUGUGACUAUAGUUGUGUUCGAAAAUGUUUUCAAAAUAUCUAUUUUCGCAACUUAGUUUACAAUCCCCUGGAAUUCACUGUUUAGUGAAUAACCACUUAAUAUUCACUGAUACUUAGCACUCACUUAUCUCAACACCAGAAAAUGUUUCAGUCAGAUGUCUUUUUCCAGAUCCAGUACCUGUAAAUGCCAUAUUGGUGGUGGUGGUGGUAUGGGUAAACUGGUUUGAAUGUGUAAGUAUACCAGUGAAAGUGUGUGUGUGCUAGUGAAAAGGUGUGUACAUAACAUUGUGUGUGUUUGACAGUGAAUGUGUGUGUGUUAGUGAGAGUGCAUGUUAAAUUUGUGUCCAUUUCAUAUAUUGGAAGGCAUGGCCUGAAGUUGUGGGAGGGGCUAUAGACUACUUAAGGGACUCCCGCCUUCCCUUACUUACCUUCGUUGGUCUAGACAAACAGCGUGAUACUCGCCAGCUUCUUUCUCUUCCGGCUCCCUGUUGCGUGACGUCACUUCCGGUGAGAGGACAAAAAAGCGGCACUUUGUCGACGUCACACCGUGAGUACCACUGGCUCCACAGCCCGACCGGCUCUCCAGCCCGGCCCGACCGGCUCUCCAGCCCGGCCCGACCGGCUCUUCAGCCCGGCACCACCGGCUCCACAACCCGACCGGCCUCUCUCACCACCAGCUCGUUCGGGCGGUAAGCCAGGGGGUUUUUACUGGCUGGAAAGCACGGGAACAGGUACAGAGACUCCAUUAUCGUUAGGAGUCCCUGUUCCCGGCCGGCGGCUAUACUUAGGCUUAAGGGGGAAGGUUAGUUUGGGUCUUUGGGGGGGCAAACUACACGGCAUGAGCGGGAACAGGCCUCACAGACCCCUAUAUCGUUAGGGGUCGCUGUUCCCGCCGGCAUCACACAGGGAAAAGGGGGGAAGUGGGCUGGGUCGUCUGAGUAAGACCCAGUCUGCCUGUUUUGCAUAAGUUAAAGGGGGAAGGAGGGCAUGGUACGGGCCUGAUGCUGGCUGACCCUUAGUUCAGCCAUAAGAGUAUUAUACAUAUAUAUCUCAUUACAAAUGCCUUUAAUUCAGUAAAUACUGUGUUGUUCUGUAUAUACUGCUUGUAGAACUCUGGUUAAUUACAUUAUAUAUUGUACUACAUGCUUGACAAAUAUGGUAGUUAUAAUAGUAUAUGCAUUACUUACGCUGAUUAGAUAAUACAAUAUCUGCAUUGAUAGUUGUAAAACUUUAAGGUUUUAAGAUAAUUAACCCUUUUGAUGUUAAAGUACAUUGGCUACUGGUGGCAUUGUGUCUGUAGUGGGGACAGUACUCUCUGCGGUCACCCCCUAAGCGCUUACUACUUUCAGUUAUACAAUCUUAUGUAUAUGUCCUACAAGAAUACAUUAUCUGAAUUCUCAUACCUCCAGGAACCUCGAAUACCCCUAAACAGGUCAUCUAAGCUAAACCCCCCCUACUUAAGAGACUUCUGAUUUCUCUUAUACAGAAGCCAGGGCUCACUUUUGCUGCAGGUAUGUUGGUUCACGUUAUUUUCAACACGGCCGUUUAGUUAUUUUCCCUGCCCCUUAGUCCUAGCGGUCCACGAGGCCAACUCCCAUCCUCCACUUCGAGGUACUAUACGCCCCUCGGGCCAAAUCAUAGUUAGCCGCCUCGCAAAUUAUACAGGGAGUGCAGAAUUAUUAGGCAAGUUGUAUUUUUGAGGAUUAAUUUUAUUAUUGAACAACAACCAUGUUCUCAAUGAACCCAAAAAACUCAUUAAUAUCAAAGCUGAAUAUUUUUGGAAGUAGUUUUUAGUUUGUUUUUAGUUUUAGCUAUGUUAGGGGGAUAUCUGUGUGUGCAGGUGACUAUUACUGUGCAUAAUUAUUAGGCAACUUAACAAAAAACAAAUAUAUACCCAUUUCAAUUAUUUAUUAUUACCAGUGAAACCAAUAUAACAUCUCAACAUUCACAAAUAUACAUUUCUGACAUUCAAAAACAAAACAAAAACAAAUCAGUGACCAAUAUAGCCACCUUUCUUUGCAAGGACACUCAAAAGCCUGCCAUCCAUGGAUUCUGUCAGUGUUUUGAUCUGUUCACCAUCAACAUUGCGUGCAGCAGCAACCACAGCCUCCCAGACACUGUUCAGAGAGGUGUACUGUUUUCCCUCCUUGUAAAUCUCACAUUUGAUGAUGGACCACAGGUUCUCAAUGGGGUUCAGAUCAGGUGAACAAGGAGGCCAUGUCAUUAGAUUUUCUUCUUUUAUACCCUUUCUUGCCAGCCACGCUGUGGAGUACUUGGACGCGUGUGAUGGAGCAUUGUCCUGCAUGAAAAUCAUGUUUUUCUUGAAGGAUGCAGACUUCUUCCUGUACCACUGCUUGAAGAAGGUGUCUUCCAGGAACUGGCAGUAGGACUGGGAGUUGAGCUUGACUCCAUCCUCAACCCGAAAAGGCCCCACAAGCUCAUCUUUGAUGAUACCAGCCCAAACCAGUACUCCACCUCCACCUUGCUGGCGUCUGAGUCGGACUGGAGCUCUCUGCCCUUUACCAAUCCAGCCACGGGCCCAUCCAUCUGGCCCAUCAAGACUCACUCUCAUUUCAUCAGUCCAUAAAACCUUAGAAAAAUCAGUCUUGAGAUAUUUCUUGGCCCAGUCUUGACGUUUCAGCUUGUGUGUCUUGUUCAGUGGUGGUCGUCUUUCAGCCUUUCUUACCUUGGCCAUGUCUCUGAGUAUUGCACACCUUGUGCUUUUGGGCACUCCAGUGAUGUUGCAGCUCUGAAAUAUGGCCAAACUGGUGGCAAGUGGCAUCGUGGCAGCUGCACGCUUGACUUUUCUCAGUUCAUGGGCAGUUAUUUUGCGCCUUGGUUUUUCCACACGCUUCUUGCGACCCUGUUGACUAUUUUGAAUGAAACGCUUGAUUGUUCGAUGAUCACGCUUCAGAAGCUUUGCAAUUUUAAGAGUGCUGCAUCCCUCUGCAAGAUAUCUCACUAUUUUUGACUUUUCUGAGCCUGUCAAGUCCUUCUUUUGACCCAUUUUGCCAAAGGAAAGGAAGUUGCCUAAUAAUUAUGCACACCUGAUAUAGGGUGUUGAUGUCAUUAGACCACACCCCUUCUCAUUACAGAGAUGCACAUCACCUAAUAUGCUUAAUUGGUAGUAGGCUUUUGAGCCUAUACAGCUUGGAGUAAGACAACAUGCAUAAAGAGGAUGAUGUGCUCAAAAUACUCAUUUGCCUAAUAAUUCUGCACUCCCUGUAUAGAGAGGGCGACACCAGUCACCGCCAAAUACCCCCCCCCCGUCUACUCAUGGAGAGGCCAACGUCCCAUCACCGGUGUAGGUUACCACGCCCCUCGCGCCAACUCAUAGAUAGAGCCUCUCUAGCCACUUGGCAUUAGCAGGGCCUCACCUGCCACAAAACCUAGAAUAAUCUUUCGCCAUCUGGUACUAGCUAGCCACCUGUUAAGUCCCAACCCUGGUUACCAACAUGUCUAUUAUAUAUUUUCAGUAUGUCCAUACUCCCAGACGAUGGUGAGGAUAUGUCAAUCCCAAGCACCCCUGCUAGGUCACUUACCCCGACUCGCAAGGGCGACAUGGGAAGUCCCUCGUCCAUCAGAUCAUGGACUAUCCCCCACAUCACUGGAGAAUUACGUAAACGCAGUAUCCCCUUCCCGGCUACUGCCAGGAAAGCAGAACUGUUCAAAUUGCUAAGAACCGAUACCCUUAAUACAGACGCAGGGGAAGGCACAAGCAGCUCUCAAGAUCCGACUCUCCAUGCUAUGGUUGCCUCCCUAAUCUCUUCUAUGGGGAACGUCAACGACAGGCUGGAGAGGCUGGAAGCCCGUAGCUUCCCCGUACAGCCUCCUGGCCCUCUCACCGAAGUAAUCCCGGCCAUACCCACAGCAAUAGCGGGUAAUUCCAUAUCCAUUAAGGCAGCCGCCCACGUUAUUAAGCCUGCCCACAUGGUUAAAAAGGACACCCUGGAAAGCAAGGCCGUUAACUUAGUCUCACUGCUCAUUGCCUCCCAGGAUAUUGUGGAAAACCGGUCUUACGACUACGGGGACAUCUCGUGGUGUUAAAAGCCAGAGCCCCCAGACUCAGUAAGAAACUGGCCAUUCCUGAUUUUGUUCUGGCCUUCGGUAUCUUUAGAGAUAUUCUAUGCACGGUUCAUCCCCAUAGGAGGGAGGAACUGGAUCUAUAUAUGCAUAAGCUGGUGGACCUUGGUAAUAAGUAUGGUGGCUAUACUUUUUACGACUAUCACAAGUCCUUUUCAUCAAAAGUGUCUGCCACAUUGUCCCAGUACGGCAUCCAGAUGGAUUGGAGCCAACUGGACAAUGAACUAUUCCUCAGACAUUUCACUGGGCUUAGGACACCAGCUUGUGCCAUAUGUAUGUCACCCGCUCACGCAGCUAAUUUUUGCCCUCUCUGUUCGGACAGUGCUCCCGGCUCAUCCUUACAGCAUCCCCCAAGGGCUGAGAACAGACCAGAGACAAACUGGGUCGUCCAGUAGUGUACCUAGGCAAAUCUCAGAUUUGCAAUAAUUUCAACGAGGGCUCCUGCGGUUACAGCGCCUGCCGCUUAUUACACUUAUGCUCGCAUUGUUUCAGGGCACAUGCGAAAUCUAUGUGCCCUAAUAAAAUGUACCAGAAACCUUAUUUGUCUCCGGUGAACAUUCCUGUGCUUGCAUGUAUGCUGUCCACUCACCCCUCCAAACACCUCGUUGAAUUUUUAUGUACAGGUCUCACCCAGGGUUUUCACACAGGGCUCAUUUACAUGCCAACAGGGGUAUUAGAGUGUCACAAUUUACAGUCUGCCACAAAUCACCCUACUGCAGUCACCACAUUGUUAUAACUGGAAGUGGAUCAGGGAUUUGUCAUUGGGCCUUUUGGUAACCCCCAUUUUUCCAGCUGGAGAACUAACCUUAUUGGGCUGGUUUCCAGCAAAAAUUCUGAGAAACUAAGACUCAUCAUUGACUUAUCCGCACCCCACUCCUCAGCCAUCCCCAGCCUAAACUCAUUGAUUCCAUCUGAGGAAUUUUCCCUACAAUACUCCACUAUUCCACUAUUCCACUACAAUACUCCACAGAUCGGAAGGGUUGGGGGCUUGGCUUAGCAAGACGGAUAUUGUGAAUGCUUUUAAAUUAUUACCUAUAGACCCCACUUUGUGGCACCUGCAUGGCGUUAAGUGGCAAGACGCUUACUACUUUUUUACAAAGCUCACCUUUGGGGCCAAGAGUAGUCCGAGGAUUUUUGACACGUUCACAGAAGCUUUGUGUUGGCUCCUCCUCAAUACCUGCAGGUGCCCAAAUGUGAUACAUUACUUAGAUGAUUUUCUUUUCAUAGAAUCUAAUUCCAACCCCCUAUGUAGUCUAGACAAAGCAGUCAAACUAUUCACCUCCCUUGGUGUCCCCGUGUCACCUACUAAAACCGAAGGACCAGACACAAUUCGACCGCUGACCUCCAGAUGUGGUACAAAUUCCUCUCGGACUGGAAUGGGAGGAGCAUGUUCCUCCCGCAGAUUGAUUCGUAGUCACCGGUCAUUUGGACAGACGCGGCAUCAUCCGCGGGAUAUGCGUCCAUUUUCGGCACAGCAUGGCUCUGGGGGACCUGGCCUACAGAAACACAGGGCAUUAAGGGUUUUCACACUAACUCAGCCCUAUUUGAAGUAUACCUGAUAGUUGCUGCAGCUGUCACUUGGUGUAGGUUAUGGAAAGGUCAGUCCGUACGCUGCUUUUCUGACAACCUGGCAAUAUGCCACAUUAUCAAUAAGGGUCACUCUUCCUCCUUGGCGAUUAUGAGUUUCCUUAGGAAACUGACGUGGCUGGCGGCUACUCAUCAGUUCCACAUUGUAUGCUCUCAUGUUCCUGGCAUAUACAACACGGCAGCUGACCAACUAUCUCGCUUUCAAUUUCAGGCUUUCAGACUGUCCCUACCCUCGGCAGCUCGUGUAGCAACUCCAGCUCCAACUUUCCAAGCCGUAGCACACAUAAGGUUUGCAAAAUAUACAGUUCAAACUUACUGUGUGUGUCAAAAAGGCAGAAAAAAAUCUUACCACUACACUUGACAAGCUAGCGAAAAAUUAUCCCACGCUAAGGUUCAAAAUAUGCCUUUUCAAAUACCCUUGGGUGUCUUCUUUAAGAAAUAGUAUGCCUUUUUGGGGUAGUUGGAAAAAGCAGCCUGCUAAAAUAUUUAAAAAUAGAAUACGGACCCAUCAAAACUAUCUAUGAAAAUUCACACUUAAAAAUCUGAAAUUGACAGGUCUCUUUUACAGCACUGUAACUUCAGAAAAUCGUGUCUAGGUCAUACAUUGGGCAUAUUAUUUUAUUCAGAAGAGGUAACUGAGCAUACGUAAGGGGAAUUUAUGACCGUGGCACUUAUCAAAUGUACGAAAUACCCAGCGAAAUGCAACAUAUACGUAAAAAAAUCUAUAUUUUUUUUCUCAACACAAAAUUUGAAAUAAAUUGGUGAAAAAAUGGUAGCAAGUUAAGAUAUAAUGUAUGCCUAAUAAGAUACCCUGUAGUGUCUGCUUUCUCAAAUGGAAGGCCUUUUGUGGGGUUAUUUUAACAGUCAAAUGGCUUUAAUGCCACAAAUUCAGACAUAUGACCAUCUAUGAAAAUUCUAACUAUAGAAACUGAAAUAGCAUGGUCUCCUAUAUGGCAUUGUAGCUUCACAGAAUAGUGACAAAGGCAUGCAAUGGGGGUAUCAUUAUACUCAGUAGAUGUAGCUGAACACAAUAUGGGUUUCUGUGCAGGAAUAGCACACACCAGCUUUACGAAAUACACAUUACAAAAACCUUGUUACAUGUGUAUAUGCCAAAAUAGACACAAUUUUACGCCAAUCUUCAGAGACUGGCGGUGAAAUGGUUAUGUAAAAAGUGUCAAAAUAACCUUAGGUAAGUAGCCUGUGAUGUCUACUUUAUAUAAAUAUAUACAUUUGUGUGGUAAUUUUGUUUUCUGUGAUGGCUACUAAACCUACAAGACAAACAGCUUCUAAAAUUGUUUCACAUUAACAUUUUAUUUUAGUCCUUGUAUUUUGUGACCUGUAACUUUCAAAAUAAUUUUAAAUCCUAUACAUAUGAUGUACUCUAUAAAUCAAGACACAUAGAUUAAUUUAUUUUGAAUAACUUUUCCUAAGCUGGACAUAUUAUGCACAAGCUAUUAUUGCCAAAAUUUGGAAAAAAAAAUAUUUUUUUGGUUUUCUUUUUCCCAUUAUUUUGCAUUUUUUUUGUAAAACAUGAUAAUUUAUAUAUGUAUAUGUCACACCAAAUUAAAGCCAUUUUUGUUGUCUAAAAACGGUAUAUAAUAUGUGUUGGUACAAAAAAUGAGUGAGAUGCAAAUUGCAGUUGAACACAAACAGCAGAACAUGCAAAAAUUGCUGUGUCCUUAAGGGGUUAAAGACACAUUGAAAUAAAUAUUGUUGUAAAGCUCUGGGAUUUACUCAUACACAAAACAAUCCCUGGGAAAAAACGGUCACAGAGUAAGCAAACAGUAAUAUAAUGUUUUUUUAAUUUAAUGUAUAAUUACCUUUAAAUAUUACAAUAUAUGAUAAAUAUAAUAUAUGAUGAUCUAUGUAAGGAAUGGACAACAUUCUUUUUGUGUGAUGGGGACAAAUUGUCAUCCCAUUGGUCAAUACACAUAGCUUAAAAUAUAUUUAGUAAUUUACCUAAUGUUACCUACUGUUUUUUUUUCUUCUUUUUAAGCAUUUAGAAAGUAAAAAAAAAUGAAUUCCAAGGCAGCUGAAGAUGUAAUAGUUGCAUUCUUGGUCUGGAGAAAAGUACUACUUCCAUUGACUUCAGUGUCAUUCCUUUCAAUGAGAUGCGUGGAGUAUAUCUCAAACCCUGGAGACCCAGCUAAUGUAUGACAGAUUGGUUUCUUUUAAUGAUGUCUGUUUUUAAUGUCACUUGCAUGUUUAAAAAUAGGCCAUGAUUCAUGUUUUUCUUGGUGCACCUGAGUUGACUUGAGCUGUCAUUAUUCCUGGCAGAAUCAACGAAAUAGGACCUUAAGGUAUUUACAAAAAAAAAAAAAAUACAAGUCACUUAAAUUUAUAUUAUUCAUUGUUGGAGAAUCUGAACAGCACAAAUCCAGAUAAUCUCAUGCAAAGUGAAUUUGCAUCUCCUUUGAAGGUACACUCCACACACCUAAAUAAUUUCAGCUAGCUGAAGUGGUUUAUGUGUGAAGAGUGUGUCCUCUUUUUCAUGUUACAAAAAGUGCAGACUUCAAUAGAAACUGUUACUUUUAUAAAUUGACCUUGUUACACACCCCUAUGUCUUUCAUUCAGACAACUGGUUCUGUUACUUCCUGGUUUGGUUAGCUCAGUGGAGCUUAACUCAAGAGGCAGUAAUUGCCCAGACCAGCUACACUGCAAGGACUUCUGAUUGAGAUGCAUUGGGAAGUCUUUGAUUUAACAGCCAUACAAAGUCUGGGCAGGGUUAGAAGGGGAAGGCUUGCAAAGGCUUCAGACAAGAGAUCUGCAGCUUUUGCAGUCUGUUAUUAGACAUACUCCCAAUGAAAAAAUGCAUAAUUAUAAGUUUGCAUGUUUUCAUUAGGGGAAAAAUAUAUUAAAUAGUUUUUUUGGGGGGUUGGGGAGUGGAGUGUUCCUUUAAGAAAUUCACCAUGGGUGAAACUUAAGUCACAAGAUAUUUUCCAAGUCCACCAUUUGUUUUUUAUCCAAAUAAUGAGCAGAGUCAACUCAGGUCAUACUCAAAUUACACUACAGUCCCUCUUUGUUUUUUUUAACACGAUUUCCGACUUUAAAAAUGGUUUAGUGAAUAAACAAUAUAUCACAAUUGUACUGUAUUCAAAAUAAUAAUGUAAACGGUCAUUGAUUGAUUUUCAAUACUGUAAAGGAUGUUUCAAAUUAAGAUUCACUGUAGAAUGACAUCACAUGAUCAAUCUGUGUAUACAGCAGCCAUAUCAUUUGUUUAAACUCUUAAGAACCAAUGACAUAAUACUAUUUCAGAGCAAACCAGAUCCUGUAUAAAAAUGUAAGUCCCACUAAUUUAAUUGGAUUUCAAAAGCAAAGUAAGGGUAUUCUAUACUGGUGUAGUUUCUCUUUAGGAUCAAAUUAUGAAUGGGAUUCUUAUAUGGUUGAACAUAUGCAUUGCUAUCCUUAAAAUGUGUACCAAUAUAAGUAAGAGAUUUUAUGCUAUAGCUUUUAUAACUUCAGACUUUAUUUUCUGCUUUUUUUGUAUUCUAUUAAGUUUUAUUUUUUUUAUUUUUUUUUUGGAGGGGAGGUUUUUCACUACAAAGUGAAUUGUGAUAAUUUUUUAUUUAGGCCAUAUUAACUGACUUUGGAAAACUAUAACCUGUUGUGAGUUCCUAACAGCUAAUUUUAAAAACACUAAACUAUCAAGGCACAGUCUGGCAUCUGAUGUAAAUCCUUAUGGCUCCCAUGAUGCCAUGCACAUAGGCCGUGAAGACACGUGUGCUGCACAGCAUCAUGGGAGCAAUAUAUGACUGAAUAUGUAUUCAUAUAGCAAUAUCGUGGCAGAUGUCUUCAAAGGAUGCAACUGUGCCGAGUAAAUCUUAUGAAGAUAUCAAAACCAGAUUCCACAAGUCCUGUGGACAUAAUCUGCAUUCUUCACUCAAAGAUACACUUCAAUACCAACAAGUUUUCUUGAUUUGUGCCACCAAUGCGGAGCUGACUGUUCCUCAUUAAAAACAAUUUUUUUAACUUGCAAAAAAUACUAGAUACAUUUAUAGUACUAUAGUCCUUCAACCCCAUCCAUUAAAUCACACCAUAGGCUGCCUAAUAGACGUCCAUGCUGCAAAGAGUAUUAUGCCUAUUUAACGCAUCAGGGAUAUGUGAAUGGGCAUUUGUAUGUUUAUUUUGACCUAACUGUCUAUUUAUUGAGCUCAGGCAUUAAAAGUAGCAAACACAAAGUAAUAUCCACGUUUCUCUGCAAAUCAAUACAUAGAAAUUAAAAAGAACAGAAUUGACUUGGUUUUGUUAUGUGCAUUAAAAUACAAAGCUCAUUAGCAGACUUGCUUUGUAACUCUGUUUAUGUAGGAAUUGUCAGUAGUAGUCUAUUCCUGGAUUAGUCCAUAAACCUGUCUGUUACUUUCUUAAAAUGUGGGUACUAAACUAAUUUGUGGUCAUUAGACACAAUUAUUUAUAUACAAUGUGUACAUACAAUAUAUAUGGGUUCGAAUCCCCACCUUCUGCAAUAAACGCACAGAGAUUUGGUGGAACAAAACCAUCUUUAGAGAGAUAUAUUAUUUGGAAUUUUAUAUAAGCGAAAUGGAAUUCCUGUUCAAAAAGCUAAAGUUAUCUUUGAAAGACUGCAAGAACACUAAAAAAAAUAAUAAUUAUUAUAAUAAUUUUUCCUAGCUGUAGCAUUAAUAAAAUGCAAAAAAUAAAAUUCUUAGAUCCAGAGGUUCAUUAACCUACAUGUAAAAUAACAUAAAAUGUUAAAAAAAAAUAAUAAUUCUAUUGUACUUUUGUAUAUUACUUUAUCUGUUGUUGUAGGCUUACUUUAUAAAAAUAUCUCCGCUAAAGGCUUAAGGCAGUGGAAUUAGAAAUCAUCGUAUAGUGAUUAUUAGUAGCUCCACACUGCCCUCUAGUGCUUUGCACGGAUAAAAGCAAAGACUGAUUAAAAUGAGAAUGGCACUAAGCUAUCAGCCUGCAACGUGGAAACAUUCGACUUCGUGUUAUGUAUUUACAAAUUAAAUAAAAAUAUACUUCCUAGAGAAUGUCCCCUCCUCCCAUUCCAUUACGAAAUGGAAAUCAAAAUUUACUUCAGGUAAAUCCCUCCAAAAGACAUAUUAAUAUUAUAUUUACUUAUUUCCCAUGUUUAACAAAUGUGUCUAUGAGAUGUGAAAAAAAAAAAAAAAUUAGAGACCCACACUUCUUUAUUCUGUGACUGGACACCUCCAUCUUAGCUCCCUGUCAAUCAUUGCUAUAAGCUCUGUCCUUUGCACCUGGCAGUCAGCAUACAGAAAGUAUUGUGGCAAAGAUGAAUAUAAUUGAAAAAAAUUUUCCACUUCAUUUGUAAUUUGUGUCCUGGCUGUGACUGGACUGAAUGAGAUGAACAGUCCAGUUUACUGUUGUGCACCAGAGUUGCAAUUCAUCACUGGUCUCCUCUCCAGGGAGAUGAAAUAUCUUGGCUUAUGUUUUGCAUGUAACAUGUGCACUUGUAGCAUGCACAACAUGGAAUAAAUUGGACUCAGUGAGCCUGAAGGGACUAUUCCAGCUGCCUGACAGGCUUAUUGGAAGGUCUGUAUUAUAGCUGCAAUGAGAUUUACAGAUUGCUGAAGUUCUAAGUCACUUUCAGAACUAAACGUGCAUGCAAGGUGCUUUCUGCAUACCUCCGAACUCUGGAAGCCCUCCUGGCUAUCAGCUUGACCACCAGGGGCAGUUUUCCCAAAUUAUUCUAUAGCAAAUUCCCAAAUUAUUGUAUAUCAAUUCAAAAGAGCGCACAUUUCUCUUCAAAUCAGGAUUUUUUUUUAUGACAAGUUAGGCAUGUAAUUAAAAUCUAAAUCACUUCAAAUGUUUCUUAUUGCACGGUGUGUCUAAUGUCAAAGUUCUCAUCUCCUGCUCUGUUAUUGUCUGGUAGAGCCUACAAUUACCAGGCAGGAGAUACAAAUUUCUAAAUUAAACACACUCUGCUGUAGAAAUUAAACUUUUUUUCUGCUUUGAGGCUGUGUAAGUCUCAGGCAGAGUGGGGUGGGGGGAAGAGGAGAAUUAGGUUGACAUAAACAAAGUGUUUUUACUCCUAAACUACAAAAAAAUUGACCUAAUGCAGAUCUAUGCACCAAAACUGUUUAAUGAAGCUAAAGUUGUUUUGGUGCAAUAGAGUACAGUAAGUUAGCUAUUUACUAACCUUUAAUGAACACAUAUUAUCUCUGCAGCAUUUAAGAUAAAUGUGAUUGGCUGGACUAUUGCACCAUUAAUUUUCCAUAGAAUUAGUGAAGCAAUGGAAUUUGCUUAAACACAUUUGCGUCAACAUUAUAAAACAACUUUUCACAGCCAGGAUUAUCUUUCACAGACAAUGAUCAUGAUCUUGACCCAGGUGGGGUCUAAAUGUCGAUAAUGAUUUUCACCACUUGAAAGUUUAUUUCAAUAAAUUUGCACCUUGUUGGGAAGAUCUGAUAGUACACUAACUUUUCAUUAGACUUUCUUCCUAAAACUACAUUAAUAGAAACAGAAAGUUCAUUGGCUGAUUUCUAUUUCAGACAAGUGGUAAUUCAUUCUAGUUAAGAUAUAUGAAUCAAUAUUUAUUUAUACCUUAUCUAUAUUCAGUCUUUUUUCCCCUAAAUCGAGGAAUGUAAAAUCAUUACAACAAACUUUAUAUUGAAGAAGAAGAAAGUUAGAAACACUUUAACCCCUUAAGGACCAAACCUCUGCAAUAAAAGGGAAUCUUUACAUGUCACACAUGUCAAGUGUCCUUAAGGGGUUAAAUGAUCGUUAUUCACAGCUUAAUAUGAAGUGCAUUAAAUAUAUGGGGUUUAUUCAGUAAAAUGGAUAUUGUGGGGAAUUUACUAAUACAUGAAAUUAUAGGCCGAGAGAGUUGAAAUAAAAUAAAGUUACGAGUUGCUCGUAAGUUGGAGAUUUUUCUCAUCUGCCCUGAUUUGUUUUAAAAUUUACAAUGACCAUUCUCCGGUAAUACGAUUUCGAUUAAAACAAGUCUUCUUAUAUUAUUAACCCCUUAAGGACACAACUUCUGGAAUAAAAGGGAAUCAUGACGGAAUAUUUCCGUCAUGUGUCCUUAAGGGGGUUAAUAUACAACAAAAUACUCUUUACCUACUUAAAUUGACACUAAACAUUUAUUCAGUGACUAAGGCUUGCUAGAUAGGGAGUGCAAGCUACAUUAAAACAUUAAAUAAAUAUUUUUUAUAUAUUAUGUUAAAAAAAUUAAUUUACAUUAAAUGCCAG
Pelobates cultripes (western spadefoot toad) is the source of this 20705-nucleotide messenger RNA. The record is from the annotation of a GenBank genome assembly. NCBI's taxonomy places the organism in Eukaryota, Metazoa, Chordata, Amphibia, Anura, Pelobatidae.